Messenger RNA from Peniophora sp. CBMAI 1063, 4113 nucleotides. Lineage: Eukaryota; Fungi; Basidiomycota; Agaricomycetes; Russulales; Peniophoraceae. The record is from the annotation of a GenBank genome assembly.
AUGUUGCCACAGGUCGCUACACACGUCUUUCACCACACAACCCGCGCCGUCGCGGCGGCGCCCCUCAGGAAUGUCCUCGGCACCACAACCGCGCCGGACCGCGCUCACGGGCACGGUGCUGGCGCCGGCGGCAGCAAGUACCAUGCGGGUAGUCGGUUUUACUCGGGAUACCAGGGCCCUGGCCGGGCGGUAACCCAGGCGAACACGACGACGGCCAACGACGCUCCGCAGGCGGACGACGAGGACUUCCGCGCUCCUUCGAGCUCGAGCCGUCGGAUUCGCACGCGUUCCUCCAGCUACUCUCUCGGCUCAGGCGCCCAUGGCCGCACCGCACGGGCACAGAGCCUCGGCGUUCUCCGGGCAGUGCAGGCGCAUUACCAUUCGCGUCAAGUUUUCGCGAGCAUCCCUCGUCCUCUGUUGACGGCCGCUCCUGCAGCUGUGGAGGAGCACGAGAUCGAGCGUCCGGCAACUCCCCGCCUGGUUCGCAGGAAUUCGACUGCUAGUACCGUCUCGUUGUCGAGCGCUGCCGAUGAGCCUCUACCAAGCUCAAGACCGGCAUCGCCCAAACCGCCACUUGCUACGGAUCCCGCCGCGCCACAAUCUGUAUUCCCGCCUGAACUGGAACAACAGACGGAGACGGUCAGGCUCUUGAAUGUGGCCAAUGGUAGACCUCAGGAGAUUCGCGCCGCCAUCGAGCGUCUUCGUGCACCGGAGACGAAGUCCGUCGUCUCCGAGUGGAAUGCGGCUAUCAGUGCACUCGCCUCCAUUCGUCUCUCCACGGAGCCGUUGUCCGAGAUUCUGCAAUUGUACAACGACAUGGUCGACCGCAACAUUCGCCCAGAUCUCUCGACGUACAAGAUUCUCAUGGACGUGCUCUUGAAGCGCGAGUCCGACGUGCGGAAGAACAUCACCCAAAUCCAAGAUCGUAUCGCCCGCCGCAAGGUUCUCAACAUCGAUGAGUCCCUCAGGGAGCAGCUCAACUUCGCGGACCGUCAAGCGAUCGCUGCACUCGAAGUUGAGAGCAACUACUCGUCUGCCAUGGCCAUCUUCCGGACCGUCAACACCGUCGAGGGAUGGCGCUUCGAACGCCGGACGUACCUCGAGCUUCUCGAGGCUACGGCCAAACGCGCCGAUAUCGAGAGCUCCCUUCUGAUCUUUGCACACAUGGAGAAGCUCAAGGUCAAGGCGCAGGCCAUGCAGUUCGCAUUCCUCGUCAGGGCGUACACGAAUGUCGGCGAUUACGAAGGCGCGAGGGUUGUCUUCGAGGAGGCGCAGAGGCUCCAGAAGGAGAAGGUUUUCUCAUUCGGCAAGAACGUCAACGAUGGCCGCGCGCACGUCAUCGACCUCUACAACGACAUGAUCCGCUCUUACAUCCUCGCUGGCGACGCAUCGACUGCCCUGGCGCUCCUGGAGAAGAUGAUGGACACCCCGAACGGCGUGGAGUUCAACGCCCACGAGACGCCGUGCCCGUCUGCAGCAACGUAUGACACCAUCGUCGAGGCGUUCUGCGAGGCGAAGGACCUCGACAGUGCCCACUCCUGGUAUCAGCAGCUCGCUCACAACGGCCGUGCCCUGCAGCAGCCGCGUCCCUGGCCGCUUGGCUAUGCGCCGCGUGUGAGCUCGAUGCUCUUCCUAAAGCUCAUAAACGCGCUCGCUUUGGAUGGGCGCGUCGAGGAGAUCAACCAACUCGUGGAGACACACAACCCCCGAUUCUUCCAGAUGCCCAACGCCUUCCGGUACCUCGUCUACGCCGCCAACAUCAGCGAUCUGCAGGACCGCAUGCCGCCGCCCGCCGUCAUCAACGAGCGUCUGGACUGGGUCUUCGCGUCAGUCCUCAGCGACAGGGAGUUCGUCUACAAGGUCGCGCUCGACUUCGGGAUGGACAACUCGCCUUUCGUGUUCGAGCCUGCUGUUCAGCUCUACGUCCGUGCCGGGAACUACGCCCGCGCGGCGGAUGUUGCGCUCCUCUGCGUCGACGGUCAGCUCAGGGAGAAGGCUAUGUUGACGAUCCGCGGCGCGUGGGGUCGCGGUGACAGGCUCUUGACGGCGCUUGUGGUCAGCCACGAAGGCACACCUCUUACGCCGGCGCUUCGCGAUUUGACGCCUGCGUUCCUCGGCUGGAGAAAUCGCAGGCUUCGCCUUCCGCAGGCGUUCAUCGAGGGUGUCAUGCGCGCGUUCGACAACGAGAUGGCACAGGGCAACGCAGCCCAGUUCACCCGCGAGGAAUGGAACAUGGUCAACACGCUUCUGCCGUACGCCUCGUCUGUCGAGGACCCGAACGUCGUCGGCCGCAUUGAGAGCGCGAUGAAGGGGAUGAAGGAGGCUGAGCUUCCGGCGCAUUAUACUAUGCGCCUCGUUCGCUCUCUCUUGAACAUCGCGGGCUCCGAACACACCGAAGCGUUCCUCGCCACGCUCGGUCCGGACUGGGCAGCCCUUCUCCCGCGCGUGUCGGCGCCUGCGACUCCCGAGCUUACCACCGCGGAGACGCAGUCCGUCGACUCUGCUGAGAUGUCGGCUGAGCGCGAGAGCGCGUCGACACCCGCUACGGAGGUUUCGGCCACGAUGGAGCCGGAGACCGCAAAACUCGACCGCUACUUGGGCGGACAGGUUAUCGAGCUUACGGCGCGCAAGGCGUCGAGUGAGGAAGUUGACGAGAUGUUCCACAUCCUCACGUCGCAGGCGCAUCAGGGCGUGUACACCUUCCCGCGCCCGUACGCGCUCUUCCUCUCUCUGCUCGGUCGCCGGCACGAUAUCCCGCGUAUGGAAGCGAUCUACGCUCUUGGUCAUCUUGCUGUUCCGCUUUUGCAGGAGCACGAGCAGCGCGAUGGGUGGAGGGUACUGGAGGACGCCAUGAUCAUCGGAUACGCGCACGCCGGGGAGCCUCAGCGCGCCGACGUCCAUCGCACGCGGCUGCUCGACGAGGGUAUGACGCCCACAGCCGAUGCAUACGCCGCGCUAGUCCAGGCCGUACACGCCACGACGGACGACACCGCCAACGCCAUGGCCUACUUCGACGAGGCGCGCGCCCGCGGCGUCCAGCCCAACCUCUUCAUGUACAACACCGCCAUCUCCAAACUCGCCAAGGCCCGCAAAGCCGACCAGGCGCUCGAGCUGUUCAAGGAGCUCAAGGAGUCGCACGCGAAGCCCAGCGCCGUCACGUACGGCGCGCUCAUCAGCGCGUGCUGCCGCGUGGGCGAUAUUUCGAACGCGGAGAAGCUGUUCGAGGAGAUGUUUGCCAACACGCACAACGGAAGGUUGAGGGUUCCGCCGUUCAAUACGAUGAUGCAGUUCUUUGUGCAUACGAAGCCGAAUCGGGGACGGUUUUUGCAGUAUUAUUCGAGGUUGAGGAGGGCGGGGAUCGCGCUUACGGAGCAUACCUACAAGCUCGUUCUCGACGCGUACGGUACCAUUGAGCCCAUCGACUUCAACGCUAUGGAGGCAACCUUCGAUGCGCUCUGCAAGGACCGCAACGUCAAAGUUCACGGUGUACACUGGGCCUCGCUCAUCAACGCGUACGGCUGCGCCGGAAAGGACCUCCAGAAGGCUAUCGAUAUCUUCGAGUCCAUCCCAUCCCACCCGCACACCGUGCACGGAAACGGCCCGGUCCGCUCGGCCGUCGUCUACGAGGCGCUCUUCAACGUCUUCAUCACGCACCACCGCAUGGACCUCGUACCGGCCUACCUCGAGCAAAUGCAAGCCGAGGGCUCAUAUCUCACCGCAUACGUCCUCAACCCGCUCAUCCGCGGCCAUGCGCUCGUUGGCGAUAUCCAGUCCGCACGCGCGAUUUUCGAGAAUAUGGUCGACCCUCCUUCGGGCGUCGCAGCGCCGAACAACCACGCUGCGCACGACGCGACUCAGGGUGCUCCGCAGACUGUCGGCUCGCAACCUGGUGCACCUGUGUACCGCGAGCCGUCGACGUGGGAGGCUAUGGUCCGCGCCGAGCUCGGCCAGGGGAACCGCAACGAGGCGGUUGCUUUGUUGGAGAGAUUGCGCGAGAGGCAUUAUCCGGAGAGCAUCUACAACCGCAUCAGCGGUAUCAUGCUCGACGACUCGGUCUCGCCGUGGCCCGCGACGAUGAGCUCUGACCACCCGCUCGCGUCCGCCUCGGCAUAG